CGCGAGAAUCCCAACGCCUAUGGUUUAUGCCGCAUAGCCACGACGUCGCCCGCCGCCGCCACCACCCGUUCCUCCUCCUCGACGAGUCGUCUGCGACAAUGGCAACCGCCGGCGCCGGUCCGACAGCGGCGGCCUCGGCGUCGCGCCAGCGGAUGCUUCUCCUGAUGGCGAACUACGCGGCGCUGCUGGUGGGGUCGGUCGCGUCGAGCCUGCUGUCGAGGUUCUACUUCGCGCACGGCGGCCGGAACCGGUGGGUGGUGACGCUGGUGCAGUCGGCGGGCUUCCCGCUCCUCGUCGUGGCCGUGCUAUUCGCCGGCCGCCCCGCCGCCGCGCCGCGCCCGUUCACGUGGUUCUCGCGGCGGUUCCUCGCGGUCUGCCUCGUCAUCGGCGCGCUCAUGGGCGCCAACAACCUGCUGUUCUCGUACAGCACGUCGUUCCUUCCCGUGUCGACGUCGUCGCUGCUGCUGUCGACGCAGCUCGCGUUCACGCUCGUGCUGGCCGCCAUCAUCGUCCGCCACCCGCUCACCUUCGUCAACCUCAAUGCCGUCAUCCUCCUGACCAUCACCUCGGUGCUCCUCGCCCUCCGCGAGUCCGGCGAGAGCCCCGAGGGCGGCGGCCGGUCGCACUACCUGAUCGGCUACGUCGUCACGCUGGGCGCCGCGGGGCUGUUCGCCGCAUACCUGCCCGUCAUGGAGCUCCUGUACCGCGAGGCGGUGUCCGGCGGGUUCAUCCUGGCCGUGGAGGUGCAGGCAGUGAUGCAGGCCAUGGCGUCGGUGGUGGCGGCGGCCGGGCUGGCAGCGAAGGGAGGCUUUGGCGGGGACGUUGCGCGCUGGGAGGGCUCCACCGCCCUGUACUGGGUCGUGGUGCUGACGCUGGUGCUGACGUGGCAGGCGUGCUUCAUGGGCACGGCGGGCGUGAUCUACCUGACGUCGUCGCUCCACAGCGGCGUCUGCAUGACAGCCGUGCUCGUCGCCAACGUGCUGGGCGGCGUGGUAGUCUUCGGCGACGCGUUCGGCGCUGAGAAGGGCAUCGCCACCGCGCUAUGCGCCUGGGGCCUCGCCUCCUACCUCUACGGCGAGUACACCAAGAAGAAGGAGGAGGACGCCGCCGCCGACCUCGACGGCGUCCAAAAGAGCCUCACAGGUUGCGGUGCCGCCGGAGGCGGCGAACUAGAAGCCGUCUGAAACAAACUAAGGGCCACUGGGGCACGGAUUCCAUGUGAUCCGGGGAGAAGCAAGAAUUUGCAACAGAAAAGGGUGCAGUGCCCCAAGAAACAACGUGGCAUUAGGUGCAGUGGUUGAGUCCCAUGUUACAUCGAUGGAUUACGCAAAGUUGCUCGCUAGGGACAAGAAGGGUGAAGUAACCCGACUUGUAACUGAUGAACAGUGUGCUGGUGGCUGCUAGCUGGCUAGUGAGGUUUCAUUACUGUCUGAUCAUCAAGGUUUAGUGUAGCAUGGAUGGGUGGAAUACAACAUGUAAUCUUGUAAACCUGCUGUACUUCAUCCUGGCUCAUUACCAUCACUCCAUCAGUAGAUGUUAUU
This is a messenger RNA of Setaria italica (foxtail millet), 1541 nucleotides long. RefSeq names its product probable purine permease 4. Lineage: Eukaryota; Viridiplantae; Streptophyta; Magnoliopsida; Poales; Poaceae. The transcript has a single exon. Bases 27 to 1184 code for a protein of 385 amino acids. Gene Ontology annotation, molecular function: purine nucleoside transmembrane transporter activity. The record is from RefSeq and is a predicted model, not a curated record. Gene Ontology annotation, cellular component: membrane.